Molecule: messenger RNA, 2283 nt
Organism: Propithecus coquereli (Coquerel's sifaka)
Lineage: Eukaryota; Metazoa; Chordata; Mammalia; Primates; Indriidae
Gene: IL12RB1
Product: interleukin 12 receptor, beta 1
Exons: 16
Coding region: 42-2123 (693 amino acids)
Biological process (GO): cytokine-mediated signaling pathway
Cellular component (GO): membrane; external side of plasma membrane
Molecular function (GO): protein binding; cytokine receptor activity
Source: RefSeq, a predicted model, not a curated record
GCACAGAGGCUCCCCUGGGGCUGCAGGCCUCCACGUGGGCGAUGGGGCGGCCUGUGGCCCGGCUCCCUCUCCUCCUUCUCCUGCUCAGCAGGCAGGGCGCUGCCUGCGGAACCAGUGGGUGCUGUUUCCAGGACACGCCACAUCCGGACGCAGACUCAGGUUCCGCUUCGGGCCCCAAGGACCUGAGCUGCUACCGGAUAGCCAGCGCCCUUUACGAAUGCUCCUGGUGGUACGAGGGCCCCACGGCUGGCGUCAGACACUUCCUGAUGUGCUGCCUUAGUCCCAGACGCUGCUGCUACUUCGACGCGGGCUCGGCCACCAGGCUGCGGUUUUCCGACCAGGACGGGGUGUCUGUGCUCCACACCGUCACACUCUGGGUGGAAUCCCGGGCCGCAAACCAGACAGAGAAGUCUCCUGAGAUCGCCCUGCAGCUCUACAGCACAGUUAAAUAUGACCCUCCCCUGGGAGACAUCAAGGUGUCCAGGCGAGCGGGGCAGCUGCUGAUGGAGUGGGAGACCCCAGCCCAGCAGGACGGUGCCGUGGUGCAAUUUCGGCACCGGACGCCCAGCGGCCUGUGGAAGUUGGGCGACUGUGGACCCCAAGAUGAUACGGAGUCCUGCCUCUGCCCCCUGGAGAUGGAAGUGGCCCAAGAAUUCCAGCUGCGACGGCGGCAGCUGCGGCUGGGGGCCCCAGGAGGUCCCUGGAGCAGCUGGAGCAGCCCUGUGUGCAUCCCCCCUGAACGCCCCCCACAGCCCGAGGUGAGGUUAUUGGUGGAGCGGCUCGGCGAGGAUGGGAGGAGGCGGCUGAGCCUGCGCCAGCAGCCGAAGCAGCAUCAGCUUCCAGAAGGCUGCCAAGGGCCGGCGUCUGGCGCAGAGGUGACCUACCGAGUCCGCCUGCACAUGCUAUCCUGCCCCUGUAAGGCCAAGGCCACCAGGACCCUGCGCCUGGGGAAAGCGGUCUAUCUUUCGGGUGCUGCCUACAACGUGACUGUUGUCUCCCGGAAUCGAUUCGGCCCUGGCCCGAACCAGACGUGGCACAUUCCUGCCGCCACCCGUGCAGAGCCGGGGGCUCUGAACAUCAGCGUCGGAGCCCACGGGACCAGCAUGCACUGGCCAGCCCGGGCUCAGGGCACAACGUACUGCAUCGAGUGGCAGCCCCGGCGCCAGGACGGGGGCCUGGCCACCUGCACCCUGACUACGCCCCAAGCCCGGGAUGCGGCUGGAACGGCAACCCACAGCUGGAGCCGAGCACCCAGGGCGAUGGGGCACGAGGAGUGUUACCAGAUCACGAUCUUUGCCUCUGCACACCCGGAGAAGGCCACAUCAUGGUCUACGGUCCUAUCCACUUACCACUUUGGGGGCAAUGCCUCAGGGGCCGGGACCCCGCAUCACAUCUCGGUGAAGAAUCACAGCCCGGACUCGGUGUCUGUAGACUGGACGCCGUCGCCGCUGAGCUCCUGUCCUGGCGUCCUGAAGGCGUAUGUCGUGCGCUGCCGAGACGAAGACAGCAACCAGGUGUCGGAGCAGCCCGUGAAGCCCACAGAGACCCAAGUCACGCUCCGUGGCCUGCGUGCUGGCACAGCCUACACGGUCCAGGUGCGAGCAGACACGGCACAGCUCAGGGGUGCCUGGAGCCAGGCCCAGCACUUCAGCAUCGAAGUCCAGGUUUCCGAUUUGUUCAUCCUCCUCGCGUCUCUGGGCAGUUUCGUGAGCAUCCUCCUCCUGGGAGUCCUUGGCUACUUUGGCCUCAACAGGGCUGCUCGGCACCUGUGCCCGCUCCUGCCCACACCCUGUGCCAGCUCUGCUGUCGAGUUCCCCAGCAGCCAGGGGAAGCAGACUUGGCAGUGGAUCACCCCGGCGGACUUCCAGGAAGAGGUGUCGCUACAAGAUGCCCUAGUGGUAGAGGUGUCCUGGGACAAGUGUGAGGGGACAGAGCCUCUCAAGGAGAAGACAGGGCUGCCCUGGGGUGUUCCCAAGCUGGCCCUGGCCCCAGAGCUGUCCUUGGAGGAUGGAGACAGGUGCAAGGACACCCCAAGGCCGAUGUCCUGGGGCCCAGAGGGCAGGGUGGUCAGGGGGACAACCGUGCCCAGGCGGAUGGACUCCUGCUGUUCCCAGGAGACGUAACGCAGAGACCCAGGAUUGGGACACUUGGUGCCCCUAGAGGCCCGAGGGAGAAACGGUCACAUCCACUUUGUCUUACAGACAGGAACACUGACCGUCGCAAUCAUGAUGGCUGGUUAUUAAGCACUUAUGGUAUACCCAGCCCGUUCCAUCCAGACACUCU